Coffea eugenioides is the source of this 2370-nucleotide messenger RNA. RefSeq names its product pentatricopeptide repeat-containing protein At5g66631. Gene Ontology annotation, molecular function: protein binding. Lineage: Eukaryota; Viridiplantae; Streptophyta; Magnoliopsida; Gentianales; Rubiaceae. The record is from RefSeq and is a predicted model, not a curated record. Bases 264 to 2231 code for a protein of 655 amino acids. The transcript has a single exon.
CGCAAAGGCAAGGCUGCGUCAUUUAGUUCCCAUCUUUUCAUUUGAAGCCAAAGCCAAGCAGCGACACUAUGAAAGGACCACUUUGACCAUUUACUGCAGGGUAUGCUGGUCGUACCUAUACCUUAGACAAAGGUAGAAAAUUGGUUGCCCAUGCAGUCCACAUGUUUGAUCAUUUGCCGCAGAAAGUAAUUGCCAUAACUUUAGCAACUCUGGAUUUCUAGGUUGGUCUUGAAUAAAGAAUUGAUUUUGGCUAGUGGGUUCCCAUGAAACUCUCCCGUUUUAACCAUAUCACAUGCCUAUUAAGAAAUUUAGCUCUGCAAGUUUGCCAUUUUUCAAGUAGCCCAAAUGUGGAUAAGGUCAGCUUGUACCUCCAAAGGGCCAGGCUCAUUGAUUCGAUAAGGCUUAGUCUUCGGUCAAGUUCACCAGAAUCGUCCCUUGUUUCCAUUUUGCAUAGUCCUGCUCUAGACUCUUUUGUAGUCAACAAUGCACUAAGAUCAGCUCCUUCCCCUGAAUCUGCUCUUUCCUUGGUUGAAGUACUUAAGACUGUUCCAAAUUUCUCGCAUAAUCAGCAAACACUUCAUACAUUAGCCAAAAUACUUGCAAAAUCUGGCCAAACUGGUAAACUCAGAACCCUGAUCAAUGCCAUCAAUGCUGGCAAGUUUACAAAUGUUGCGCGUGUCAGCUUUAUGGACCGGAUGCGUUGGUUUGCUCUUGCUGGAGAUCUUGACGAGGUUGCUAGCGUGUGGGAUGAGUGGCGGGCCUCACAGAAGCGUCCUUGUUCUGAGUCUUACAACAUUGUGAUGGGCCUUUUUGCUAAGAAUGGCAGCGAUACUGAGGCGGUGACAGUAUUCCGUAGGAUGAUUGAUGAAGGGGCGCUUCCUAAUUGUAGAACGUACACAGUUAUCAUUGAGCAUCUUCUCGGUUCAGGGAACUUGGAUUCAGCAUUUCAGGUUUUCCAAAUGUUGCCACAGAUGAGUAUUAAACGCAGUUUGAAGCAGUAUUCCGUUUUGGUUGCAGCAUUAUGUCAAAAUGAUCAAAUAGACUUGGUGAAGACUUUGCUUGAUGAGAUGCGAAUUGAUGGUAUAUUGCCUGGUCGAGCUAUGCAGAACUCGUUGCAGCAACUGCAGGAGGCAGGCUACGUCGAGGAGACAAAAGAAUUAUUGAGGGAAAUGUUACCGGACGAGAGGAUUAAAACUGUAGCUUAUGCUUUGGAUGGCAGUGAGGAUGACAUGGAGGAUGAGGAUGAAGAUGCUAACCAUGUUGAUGGUCGUGCUGUUGAUCAAAUGCAGUUGAAACCAUGGUUAGAUCCUGCAGCUUUGGCUAGUGCCUUGCAGCAGUGGAGACCUGAAGAGGUGUCAACUUUAGAGGAUGCAAACAUUAUAUGGACAACACGGCUAGUUUGCAAAAUGAUCAGAAAUUUCAAGUCAGCUGAAACAGCAUGGCAGUUCUUCUGCUGGGUAGCUUAUCAACCAGGAUUUAGACAUGAUAUUUAUACAACAUCAAGGAUGGUUGCCAAAUUAGCCCGCCAAGGAUGUGUCAAAUUGGUUGAUCAGCUGUUGUCUAAAUUAGAUAGGGAGGGCAUCAGGUUGUCAUUCGGCACAGUCAAAUUGAUUAUAAAUUUUUAUGGAAUUUCUGGAAAUGGUGAUGCCGCUCUUAAGAUUCUUCAAGGUGUUAAAACAAUUUGUGGUCCCAUAUCCAAGAGCAGCAUGUUAAUUUUGUAUACAUCUAUGUUAAGGACCUUGACCAAGUGUAAGAUGAAUAAUGAAGCCUCGGACAUACUUGAAGAGAUGAUUUUAGUUGGGAUAUUUCCAGGAAUCCAGACAUUUUCUGGAUUGAUGCAUCAUUUUGCACUUCAUGGAGAUGUUAAAACAGUUCAGAGACUUUUUGGGAUGGUGAGGCAAAGUGGUCUGGAGCCGGAUGCUCAUAUGUACACAGUUCUUAUUCGUGCAUAUUGCAAAUGUGAAAGAGCUGCGCUCGCAAUGAGGAUAUUUGAGGAUAUGAUGAACUCAAGCUUAAUUCCUGAUGCUAUCACAAAGGAGUUGCUUGUCAGGAGUCUGUGGAAGGAAGGAAAGCUCAGAGAAGCUGCUGCUGUGGAAGAAAGAACUGAGGAGAUAAGCAACGUCCUUCCAAGUGCUUUACCAGGAAAUUUAUACACUUUGAGCUCUGUGGAUCUUAUGAGAAUUUAUGAAAUAUAUUCCGGUAAAUUCACUGCAACUACUGAUAAGGAAUAAAGUGGAUGUCUAAUGUUUGUCAAUGCUUACAUGGAUUUUGUAAUUAAUCAGCCUUCUUCAUAGGAAAAGCUGAAGGAUCGAUGUUGAAGUUCCAUUGUGAAAGAACCAGCAAAGACCAAACGUUAUAUAGAUUCUUUUG